AUGCGAUACAGCAGCGAAACUCCCGUCCGCAGUCCCGCUAUUGACCAUUCUCAAAACCCAUUUCUCAACCAGAUUGCCGAUGACUCGAUGCCAUGGCAAGAGGUCAAGAAGCGCGGCGCUCCUGCAGUACAGCCGGCAUCACCGGUUCGACGCUCUCCGCAGGUGCUGAAUGACCGCACCAAGGCUAUCCUCAACCGCCCACGCGCCCAGCAACGGCAAGAUCGCAUCGUCUCGGGCUCAACGGAUAACACACCCGAAAAAGCAUACGAUCCACACGAGAACUGGUGUGGGGUGUGCUCGUACAAGUUCGCCAACAAAGCUGCACUGCUCAGUCACAUUAAGCAGAGCGUCGGACACGAAAACUAUUGCAACCUCUGCAAGCGCGUCUUCGUGGACCGCAAUGGUCUCAAAAACCACGUCGACAAUGCAGCGAACCAUGAAGUUCAUUGCAACCUUUGUCUCUCCGCUUUCAAGGAUGACUGGGCUCUCAAGAACCACUUCGAGAAUAACUACAGCGUCGGCCAUGAGUGGGUGUGUCUUACUUGCUUGCUCGGCUUCAACACUCGCGCUGAGUUGGAGCGACAUCUUCAAACCGCUGCGAAGCAUACGUGGUGCGGAACAUGCCAGCGCCGAUUUCGCAAUCAGGAUGAACGGGAUGCACAUUGGGAACAGACGAACAGUAAGUGGUCUGAGAGAUUCUAA
Alternaria metachromatica is the source of this 702-nucleotide messenger RNA. RefSeq lists its product as uncharacterized. The transcript has 2 exons. Gene Ontology annotation, molecular function: chromatin insulator sequence binding. Lineage: Eukaryota; Fungi; Ascomycota; Dothideomycetes; Pleosporales; Pleosporaceae. The coding region runs from base 1 to 702 and encodes 233 amino acids. Gene Ontology annotation, biological process: regulation of transcription by RNA polymerase II. Gene Ontology annotation, cellular component: chromosome. The record is from RefSeq and is a predicted model, not a curated record.